UUGAAAGUUAGGUCAGUAUUGAACAACAAGAAUGGUUUGUAAUUCACAUCAGUAUAAAGAUGCAAUUUAAUGUACAUUAAUAUAUUGUAAAUCCAUUCCAUUUUUGUUUAUCUUCCCUUCCCAAAUCACAUUGCUCGGUUAGUAUAAGUACUAACUGUGGUAGCCCAUCACUCUCUCAUCCUUUACCACAGUACAGUUUUUACUCUUUUAAAUUUCAUUAUUCCUAUUGUGUAUAUUUUAACAGAUUAUCCUGACUAUACCUACUUUAGUGCUUACUUGUGCUUAAAUUUUUUUAAUUAGUUACAUAAUCUUUACCCCUUUUGCUUUUUCAGAUUUAUGGACAAGAAGUUAUCAUUGAAAUUAAAUGGUGGCAGACAUGUCCAAGGAAUAUUGAGGGGAUUUGAUCCCUUUAUGAAUCUUGUGAUAGAUGAAUGUGUGGAGAUGGCAACUAGUGGGCAACAGAACAAUAUUGGAAUGGUGGUAAUACGAGGAAAUAGUAUCAUCAUGUUAGAAGCUUUGGAACGAGUAUGAACAAUGGCUGUCUUCACCAGAGAAAUCAACUGCUUCCACAUGUCCUCUCUCCACAUUCUACUAUGAUGAAAAUUGGGUCGUGUACAUUUUCUUACUGAACUUUUUUGUUAAAUAAACUUCUGUAAUAGUCAAAAA
Molecule: messenger RNA, 666 nt
Organism: Lagenorhynchus albirostris (white-beaked dolphin)
Lineage: Eukaryota; Metazoa; Chordata; Mammalia; Artiodactyla; Delphinidae
Gene: SNRPG
Product: small nuclear ribonucleoprotein polypeptide G
Exons: 3
Coding region: 337-531 (64 amino acids)
Biological process (GO): mRNA splicing, via spliceosome; spliceosomal snRNP assembly
Cellular component (GO): spliceosomal tri-snRNP complex; precatalytic spliceosome; P granule
Molecular function (GO): RNA binding
Source: RefSeq, a predicted model, not a curated record